AUGGAGGGUCUCAAGGUCUUCUUACAUCCACUAAUCGUAACUGUUAUCCUAAUAAUUCUUCCUCCCUUGUUAGCAGCGCCAUCAUACGACUGCCCCAUUUCCUUUUGUGGCUCAAGUGCAUACUCAAUACGAUUCCCCUUUCGGAUGCUAGGCCAACAACCUGCCAUCUGUGGCUAUCCAGGAUUUGAUCUACGUUGUAGUAAACAAGGAGUGAUGCUUUUAAAUCUCCCAAAUUCAGGGGAGUUUGCAGUAAGAAACAUUGAUUAUCGAUCUCAAGUGGUCCAAGUUUACGACCCGUUGGGUUGUUCUGCUUCUAGGCUUUUGACUUUGGACCUCUCGGGCUCACCUUUCUUAAGUUCCUUGGGUCGAAAUUACACUCUUUUAAGCUGCCCGGUUGAGGUCACGAUGUCUCGUUACAUCCCAGUUGGGUGUCUCAGCAAUUCUACAUUUUCUACUGUGGCUACCAAGUCUGUGAGUUUUGCUAUAAGAUUGGCCAACAGAACAGCAUGCCGGAUAAUCGGUUCUGUAUGGAUCCCAAUAUCAGCGUAUCAAGAUCAAGAAGGGCUUACAUCUAACCUAAAUAUGGAUAUAUCUUUGACAUGGGAUAACCCUAAUUGCCAAGAUUGCGCAGCAGUUGGUGGGAUUUGUGGUUUCACAAAUACCACUAUGCAAGAUAUUGCAUGCUAUGAAAAUCCUGGAAAGAGCAGUAAAAAAGCUAUGAUAGCUUUAAUAAUUGUAUCCAUAGCCCUGGCUCUACCAGCCAUAGCUGCCUCUAUUGCCAUGGCAUGGUACAUAUGCAGGGACUACAGAAGAGCAGCCACCUGGAUUGCAACAGCUGCAACCCGCAACAUAACCACAGUAACACCAGAGAACCCAACCAUUUCUCAUCAUGGUUUGGUCAUUGGUCUGGACCAACUAACCAUAGAGUCCUACACGAAAGUCAUAUUAGGUGAAAGCAAACGCCUUCCGGGACAUGACGACGCAACAUGUUCCAUAUGCCUAUCAGAAUAUGAUGUUAAAGAGAUCGUCAGAUGCAUCCCCGAGUGUAGACAUUGCUUCCAUGCAGACUGUAUUGAUGAGUGGCUAAAGAUGAAAGGGACAUGCCCAGUUUGCAGGAAUUCGCCAUCUCCAGCUCGAGUUUAACG
Messenger RNA from Erigeron canadensis, 1145 nucleotides. RefSeq names its product putative RING-H2 finger protein ATL21A. Bases 1 to 1143 code for a protein of 380 amino acids. The record is from RefSeq and is a predicted model, not a curated record. The transcript is spliced from 2 exons. NCBI's taxonomy places the organism in Eukaryota, Viridiplantae, Streptophyta, Magnoliopsida, Asterales, Asteraceae. Gene Ontology annotation, molecular function: polysaccharide binding.